AUGCGGAAAUCAGUGGCACUAGGUCAGCAGGUGAAUGUGGACGAGCUUUUGCCGACAGCUUCAAAUAUGUACAAGUUGAAGUGGUCGUGUCUUCUGGAGGGCGAGGUUUACGAGAGGCUAAAUCGGUGUGACAGCAACCACGAGCCGCUCAGAAGAUUCGGCUUCAAUGUCAACAGCAGAGAGCUCCAUAACGUUAAUCUCGAAGAUACGCCUACUAAUGAGUUCAGGGAGAUAUUGCGUGAGUGGUGGAGUGUUCUAGAAGAGCACCGGCUCAGUGAACGUGAUUCUUCAGAAGAACCCGAACGAUUUCAAAAUGUUGACAAUGUGAGUAAUGCCAUACUAAAUCUUCAUGGUUAG
Molecule: messenger RNA, 357 nt
Organism: Cooperia oncophora
Lineage: Eukaryota; Metazoa; Nematoda; Chromadorea; Rhabditida; Trichostrongylidae
Source: the annotation of a GenBank genome assembly